UGACUGUGUUCAUGUGCCUGGGAGUAUACUACGUGGUAUUCAGUGAUUGGAUGCUGAUCAUGAUUAUUGAUUGACUUUGGGGGAAGAUAUCAUACAAAUAGCUCAGCUUUAAGGGUUUUUAUCUACAGACACUUCUUGAAGUUCUGAGAUCAAGUAACUUCGACUCAGUUAUUUUGUUGGUACAAAAUUUCUAUUCUCACCGGGAAUCAGGAAAGAUGAAGCUCUGUGUUGUCCUUCUGCUGCUGCUCCUGCAGACGUGCUCAGUCUCCACUUAUCAAAACGUGGCCAUGCGCGGAAAAGCGACCCAGUCAAACCAUUAUGAAUUUGGAUUUGCCAGCAACGCUAUUGAUGGAAACCGUGACAAUAAGUUCCUUUCUGGAUCGUGCAGCCACACUGUUGAAGAAAACAACCCCUGGUGGAGAGUGGACCUGCUGGAGCCCUACGUCGUCACCUCCGUCACCAUCUCCAACAGACUAGACUGCUGUUCAGAAAGGCUUGUGGGGGCACAGAUCCACAUCGGCAACUCUUUAGACAACAAUGGUGCAUCAAACCCAGUGGUUGGUACAAUUUCUACAAUCGAGGCAUUGUACACUCUGACUUUCACUCAUCGCGUGGAGGGACGCUAUGUGACUGUGCAUAUACCGGGUGAAGGAAAGAGCCUUGCCCUCUGUGAGGUGGAAGUCUACGGGUACCAUGCCCCAACUGAAGAGAACCUGGCCAUUCAAGGAAAAGCCGCACAGUCAUCACUGUAUUCGUUUUACAAUGCAUAUUAUGCCAUUGAUGGGAGUCGGGACUCCAAGUUCGAUGAUGGUUCGAAUGUGAUGUCCUGCAGUGUCACAACCCAGGAAUCGAACCCCUGGUGGAGGCUGACUCUGCCCAAAACACACAAAGUGUUUUCUGUUAAGAUAACCAACCGAUAUCAAGUCCAUGAACGACUCGAUGGAGCAGAGAUCCGCAUUGGAGAUUCUCUUGUAAACAAUGGUGCUGAAAAUCCCAGGUUUGCUGUAAUCACCAGCAUCCCGGCAGGUGAAACUGUUGAGUUCCAGGUUCCCAACGGGAUGGACGGCCGCUAUGUUUACAUAGGUAUCACUGGAAGAAAGGAGUUCCUGACCCUCUGUGAGGUGGAGGUGUUUGGCUCUGCACUGGAUUAGCAUUCAAUGAAAUGGAUUUGCAAAGAUUCUGUAAUGUGUACACAAAGCAUCCAAAAUAAAAUGUGCAUCUUAAAUAUCA
Messenger RNA from Gymnodraco acuticeps, 1230 nucleotides. RefSeq lists its product as uncharacterized. Lineage: Eukaryota; Metazoa; Chordata; Actinopteri; Perciformes; Bathydraconidae. The transcript has 6 exons. The record is from RefSeq and is a predicted model, not a curated record. Bases 216 to 1151 code for a protein of 311 amino acids.